Necator americanus (New World hookworm) is the source of this 381-nucleotide messenger RNA. RefSeq lists its product as uncharacterized. Bases 1 to 381 code for a protein of 126 amino acids. Lineage: Eukaryota; Metazoa; Nematoda; Chromadorea; Rhabditida; Ancylostomatidae. The record is from RefSeq and is a predicted model, not a curated record. The transcript has a single exon.
AUGGAUAAUGAAAUCACUAUCCUGGGAAAAAGGGGCGUACGUGUUGAUGGAAGAUUUCUUUCGAACCUUCGUUUCGCGGACGACAUCGUUCUCUUUUCGAGCAGUACCAAUGAAGCAGAAACGAUGCUCAACGAAUUGAACGAAGCAGGGAAGAGAAUAGGACUACGAAUAAACAGAAAGAAGACACAGUUCAUGAAGAACGCCGACGUGUUCGCUGCACGGAUGGACCAGCUGAGAGCUCAGCUGGAUACGGCCCAAGGACCUCGUCAAUGUCACUCACGAAGCUUGAGAACAUCUUGGAUGAAAAUGGCGAGGGAACGAAACGAGUGGAAGAGAUGCUGGGGCCUCACAUCCAGUGAAGAGUCCAGUCUAAGUAUCUAA